This is a messenger RNA of Stegastes partitus (bicolor damselfish), 1734 nucleotides long. Its product is annotated as netrin receptor UNC5C-like. Bases 1 to 1734 code for a protein of 577 amino acids. Gene Ontology annotation, cellular component: membrane. Lineage: Eukaryota; Metazoa; Chordata; Actinopteri; Pomacentridae. Gene Ontology annotation, molecular function: netrin receptor activity. The transcript has 12 exons. Gene Ontology annotation, biological process: axon guidance; netrin-activated signaling pathway. The record is from RefSeq and is a predicted model, not a curated record.
AUGCAAACGCUGAACGGCGAGAGGAAGAGCCAGCUGGAUGUGAGAGAUGACGACGAUUUCCUCAGCCUCAGCGAGCUCCCAGAAACCUUCCCUUCUGACCCUCCGGAGCCUUUGCCUCACUUCCUGUUCGAACCUGAGGAGGGCUACAUCGUCAAGAAUAAACCCGUCAAUCUCUACUGCAAAGCAACACCUGCCACACAGAUUUACUUUAAGUGCAACAGCGAGUGGGUCCAUCAGAAGGACCACACCGUGGAGGAGAGGGUGGACGAAAACUCAGGUCUCGUGGUAAGAGAAGCCAGCAUAGAAAUAACGCGGCAGCAAGUCGAGGAGCUGUUCGGUCCUGAAGAUUAUUGGUGUCAGUGCGUGGCCUGGAGCUCCGCCGGAACCACCAAAAGCCGAAAGGCACAUGUCCGCAUUGCAUACCUGAAGAAGGCAUUUGAGCAGGAACCCCUGGGAAAGGAAGUAUCCCUGGAGCAAGAAGUGCUGUUACAGUGUCGCCCUCCGGAGGGCAUCCCGGCUGCUGAGGUGGAGUGGUUAAAGAAUGAGGAGAUAAUCGACCCGGCGGAGGACAGGAACUUCUACAUAACCAUCGACCACAACCUGAUCAUCAAGCAGGCGCGUCUGUCCGACACGGCCAACUACACGUGCGUGGCUAAAAACAUCGUGGCCAAAAGGCGAAGCACGACGGCCACGGUUAUCGUUUAUGUGAACGGCGGCUGGUCGACAUGGACCGAGUGGUCUGUGUGUAACAGCCGCUGUGGACGAGGCUUCCAGAAGCGAACCAGGAGCUGUACUAACCCCGCCCCUCUCAACGGUGGACUCCCCUGUGAUGGACAGGCCAUACAGAAGCUGCCCUGCACCACACUGUGCACUGUGGACGGUGUGUGGACAGAGUGGAGCAAGUGGUCGGCCUGUGGGACGGAGUGUACGCAGUGGAGGAGGAGGGACUGCAACAACCCGGCUCCUAAAAACGGCGGAAAGGACUGCGAGGGACUCGUGCUUCAGUCUCAAAACUGCACCGAUGGACUCUGUAUGCAAAGUUCAUUGUUGCAGAAGUCCACUGAGCCCAAAGAAAAGAAUGAUUUGGGAGUGUCAUCUGCCCCGAGCACAGACGACGUGGCUCUGUACGUGGGCAUUGUCAUCGCCGUCAUUAUGUGCCUGUUCAUCUCCGUCAUCGUGGCCCUCUUCGUGUAUCGCAAGACGCACCGCGACUUCGACUCGGACAUCAUCGACACCUCGGCGCUGAACGGAGGCUUCCAGUCGGUCAACAUAAAAACAGCCAGAUCAGCUGAUCUCCUGACAGCCCCCCCUGACUUGACGAAUGCAGCUGCCAUGUAUCGCGGUCCAGUGUACGCCCUUCACGACGUGUCGGAUAAGAUUCCAAUGACCAACUCCCCUCUCUUGGAUCCUCUUCCCAACUUGAAGAUCAAAGUCUACAACUCCUCUGGGCUGGUCACACCACAGGAUGACCUCGGAGGAGACUUCACAUCCAAACUUUCUCCUAAGGUAACUCAGUCUCUGUUGGAUAACAGUGACACCAUGAACUUUCGCAACCAGAGCCUGGCCCGAACGCGAGAUCCUUCCUGCACUGCUCACGGAUCCUUCAACAGCCAGGGAGGACACCUCAUUGUGCCCAACUCUGGUGUGAGUUUGUUGGUUCCAGCGGGUGCUGUUCCUCAGGGCAGGGUGUAUGAGAUGUAUGUGACUGUGCACAGGAAAGACAGCUUGAGGUAA